ACUAUCUAUUAGUUUCUUAAAGGGACUUAUCCAUAAGGUUGAGUUUGAUCGCUCGCUAAGUACUCCAUGCAGGUCGUCUGCUCAGUUCUCCCUUCCCAAUUUCGCUUUCCUCGCAGUUCGCUCCCCUCCGGCGCCAGCAAGCGCUCUCACCGCCUCCUCACCUCCCUCUCCACCGCGUCCGAUUCGUCCGCCGCCAUCCGCCUCGUCCGCAAAUUCGUCGCCUCAUCCUCCAAAUCCACCUCCCUUCAAGCCCUCUCCUUUCUCAUCUCCCACUCCUCCCCUUUCUCUCUUCAUCUCUAUCAAACUCUAUCCGAAGCCCCUUGGUUUCAAUUCAACCCCAAGCUCGCAGCCUCCCUCAUAUCUCUCCUCGAGGACCAGCAUUGCACCGUCGAUGCCCUUACCCUACUCUCCCAAUCGGCCUCCGGUCUCCGCCUCCCGCGUCAUCUCGCUCUCUUCUACUGCGACCUCAUCGACGCUUUCUCAGAUCGAGGAUUGAAGGUACAAGUUCACAGAUCCUACGCCCGGUUGAAGGAGAUACCCUUUUCCGGGAGGAGACCGUACGAAUCGAUGAUUAAGGGAAUGUGCUUGAUGAAAAUGCCGGAGGAGGCCGAGGUAUUUCUGCGGGAAAUGGGUUUGGCAGGGUUCAAGCCCUCGCCAUUCGAGUUCCGGCAGGUGUUGCAAGCCUAUGGUCGUGUUGGAGCCUUUGCGGAGAUGACUAGAGUUCUUGAAUCGAUGCAGGAGAACGGUAUGGCUCUCGAUACCUUAUCUGCUAACACGGUGCUUUCUUGUUAUGGAGAUCAUGGAAAGUUGUCAGAGAUGGUUUCAUGGAUUCAGAAAACGAGAGAAUCAGGCGUUGGCUUCUCUAUUCGAACUUUCAAUUCUGUUCUGAACUCUUGUCCUACGAUUGUGAUGAUAACAAAAAAUGUUUCCUCUCUGCCUCCUUCCAUUGAGGCCUUGUUCAGGAAAGUGGAUGAGUCUUCUCCUUGCUUGAAUGAGUCAUUGUUGUUCAGAGAGUUAGUUAACUUCCCUCUUUUGUCUGCUAUGUUGGAUUGGUCUGAUUCAGAAGUGAAACUGGAUUUACAUGGACUUCACUUAGUGUCAGCUUACGUGAUCAUAUUACUGUGGAUGGAAAAGAUUAGAAGUUGUUUAGUUGCAGGAAAGCUUGUGCCUUUGGAAUUUUCUAUCGUUUGUGGAUCUGGCAAGCACAGCAAAAUAAUAGGGGAGUCUCCUGUCAAGAAGCUGGUUUCAGUGAUGAUGUUUCAGUUGAAGAGUCCUUUGAAGAUAGAUAGGAACAAUGCGGGUAAGUUUGUGGCUAAAGGGAAGAAAGUUAGGGAUUGGUUGUGCUGAUUAAGGACAUGAGAGGUUCUUUGAUACACAUCUCUUACUGCUUUGUGAUUUAUCUCACAUCAAUAGGGGCUGUUAGGGUACUGAUAGGAUUUCUUAAAUUUUAUGAAUCCAGCUUUAGUAAAUCUUGCUGAAUAUUGAUCAAUUGUAAAUCUUGCCUAUUUGUUUCAAGAUUUAAAGAUUUAUGAGAGGAAAAACCUUAAAAUCCAUUAAA
Messenger RNA from Dendrobium catenatum, 1558 nucleotides. Its product is annotated as pentatricopeptide repeat-containing protein At2g17033. The record is from RefSeq and is a predicted model, not a curated record. NCBI's taxonomy places the organism in Eukaryota, Viridiplantae, Streptophyta, Magnoliopsida, Asparagales, Orchidaceae. Gene Ontology annotation, molecular function: protein binding. Bases 67 to 1347 code for a protein of 426 amino acids. The transcript has a single exon.